This is a messenger RNA of Nilaparvata lugens (brown planthopper), 1242 nucleotides long. RefSeq lists its product as uncharacterized. The transcript is spliced from 4 exons. The record is from RefSeq and is a predicted model, not a curated record. NCBI's taxonomy places the organism in Eukaryota, Metazoa, Arthropoda, Insecta, Hemiptera, Delphacidae. Bases 194 to 592 code for a protein of 132 amino acids.
CAAAUAAUUCACCUCAAAUACAGAUAAGGAUCCAUAUAAGUGCUUUUUAUCAAGUGAGUUUCCGUAUUUUACAAGCUUGCCUAACCACUCCCAUGUAAUGACUCCACACAAGUUGAAUGUUCUACAGUUAUUUAGUCUUGAUAUAUCUGUCAACUAUUAGUGAAAUAAAUCUCAGAACUCAACUUGAUCUAAAAUGACAGACUACUUGAAAUCUCCAUUGUUCCAGUUCAAAGUAGGAGAGCUGAUAAUCUCAUUGAUAUGUGCUGGAAUUUUCCUAGCUAGGAGCCAUCCAACUACGUCAGUACUAUUAACUCAAGUAGUAGAUUUUACAAUUUUUGGAUUCAUACUGCUCAAUACAGUCAUUAUAGUAACAGUAGUAUUACAAGAAGCUGGGCAAUGGUCAAGAACUAUGUUCAUGAUAAUAAGUGGAGUGGGAGCAGUUUUAUAUCUAGUUACAUCAGUAAUCAUACUUGUGGAGUACUUUGGUUCAAACGGAACAGCCAGGCAUUUGAUAGCUGGACUUGCAACACUUUUUAAUUGUUUCGUUUAUGGAUUCGACACAUUUUAUAUUGUGACAUAUUUCGAGGGCUGAGUGAGUUACCAAGUAGGAAUCAACGACAAGAAACAUCCACCUUCUUGUGAUAGCGGAAUAAAGUAUUCUCUUUGAAUACCGGUGUUUAUUUUUUGUAUUUCGUGAACAAUGCAUGAUAAAGUUAUGGAAAUCAGUAGGGACCAUAAGUAUAGAAAAUCUAGUUGCAGGGAAAGUAUUCCCAAACCAAAAUAUCUUAAACUUUCGUGUUAUUUUAGCAUUAGGCUUUCAGUUUCACAUUUAAGGUCUAUAUUGAGUCAAAUAUGAAUAUUUUAGCUAUGAUGAGGCGAUUAAUUAAAGGAAUGAAUGGAUAAAAAUUAACUCAGGCGAUAAGGAAAAUAUCAAAAGAUUCCACCAAAUCAAACAAUGAUUAUGAUUUCUCCUGCGAGGUAAAAUCAUUUUUUUGCUCACACUUAUUGCUAAAUAUUUAUUUUAAGAACACAAUUAUUGUUAAUUCCGCUUACAUUAGUGUACAAUUAAUCAGUGUUCUCAUCAAUCACGGAAAAGUUCCACAACAUCAGUUUGUAUUCAAGAUAUUUUUUUCAUUUAACAGGUUUCAUCAAUUGUUUCCAGGACUGCAAAUUGAGCUUUCUCCCUAUUUUACUCAACUGAAAUGUUCUUUAUCAACCUUAAAUUAAACUUCACUUCGAUCA